Phytophthora sojae is the source of this 681-nucleotide messenger RNA. RefSeq lists its product as hypothetical. NCBI's taxonomy places the organism in Eukaryota, Oomycota, Peronosporomycetes, Peronosporales, Peronosporaceae. Bases 1 to 681 code for a protein of 226 amino acids. The record is from RefSeq and is a predicted model, not a curated record. Gene Ontology annotation, molecular function: phosphatidylinositol binding. The transcript has a single exon.
AUGGUGACCGCCGCGCCCCGAUCCAAGUGCAUGUCCAUGGACGUCUCCAGCGCGCAGAGCCCGCCCGACCUGAGCACGCUGCAGGUCAAGGUGGGCGAGCUGCGCCUCUCGGCCGACGGCACGUGGCUCUACCUGCUGCAGGUGGCCUGCGGCCGCGCGCGCUGGCAGGUGGCCAAGCGCUACCGCGAGAUCCGCGCGCUGUGGGUCGAGCUCAGCAAGGCGCUAGCCGAGACCGACGCGCACCAGUCGUGCACCGAGCGCUGCCACUUCCUCGCCGGCUUCGAGCAGGACAAGUUCCCCAAGAAGCACCUGCUGCUCACGCAGCACAAGCUCGAGGCCCGCGCGAGCGAGCUCGACCAGUUCUUCCUCAAGCUGGCCAUGCGCCUCAACCUGUGCAACCCCAUCGAGCUGCAGACCUGCCAGCUGCGCGGCUGCCCGCUGCUCACGCUCGUCGCGCGCUUCUUCGAGGUGGACGCCGAGCCGGCCAAGAAUACCCGCGCCGCCAUGGGCUUCUCGCGCAGCAUCUCCAUGCAGCGCGAGGUGCGCCGCCACGACCAGCAGUUCACCACCACCAAGCGACGCAGCAGCAUGAGCGUCAGCAUGGGCGUGGGCGUAGUAGGCCGCCGCUUCUCCUUCGGCUACCAGGACGGACACAGCGCGGUCGCAGCGCUCGCCCAGUGA